Molecule: messenger RNA, 5057 nt
Organism: Nasonia vitripennis (jewel wasp)
Lineage: Eukaryota; Metazoa; Arthropoda; Insecta; Hymenoptera; Pteromalidae
Product: nuclear cap-binding protein subunit 3
Exons: 9
Coding region: 70-2103 (677 amino acids)
Cellular component (GO): nucleus; cytosol
Molecular function (GO): RNA 7-methylguanosine cap binding; mRNA binding
Source: RefSeq, a predicted model, not a curated record
AUAUCUCGGCCUACCAGGCUACCACGAACCGAUCCCCGUCUACAGGGCCGCGGCGGUGCACACGCACACAUGCUCGCGCGCGGCCGUGCGUGUGUUUGUGUGUGUGUGUGUGGGUACCAACGAGCAGCUACAGCUAUCUAUAUAGGUGUAUACUACUGCACGAGUCCGCGCAUCCACGUAUACAACGCACUGAUCCGCGAUCGAACUGCACCAGCGAAAAUGGGGUCGGAAGAGCCGAUGGACGUGGACACCACCGGGGAUUUCGACAAAUUCGACGACCUGCUGGAGGAAGGCGAGUACAGAGAACCAAACCACAUAACGAGGAAACCUAUAUCGAGUGUUAUUUCGAUACCAGUGAUACCAGAAAGUAAACGUGAGAAUAAGGCUGGGACUUUUAUAACUGGUGUAGAUAUAUUCAGUAAGGCUGCAAAAGAGAAAAUAGAAGAGCGAGCAAAGAGAUUUGGUAUUACUAAGGAAGAAGCUGAGCGAUCUAUUGUCAAAGAGGCAGAGAACCUAUAUGAAAGUUUUGGUAUAGAGGAGGACAGUGAGAACGCCAAAAACUAUAGGUUAAAUGUACUUCACAUGCGGGGCACUGAAAAUUUAAAUACAAAAGAUAUAUUCAAGUAUUUUGAAGACUAUGCACCGGCGUCGAUAGAAUGGAUAAAUGAUAUAUCAUGUAAUGUUGUAUGGUUAGACAAAGAAUCUGCAGCAAGAGCAAUAUUAGGCUUAUCAAAAAAAAUAGUUGGAGUUAAGAAAGAGGCAACUACAAGAUACAACUCCGAUGAAGAUUCCGAUGAAGAUUCAGCAGAGGAUACAGUUGUAAAUGGAAAAAAUAGAGAGCCAAAUACUAUUCAUGUUAAAGAUAUUAGGUGUCCACUUCCGCCAGGCAUAUGGCGAAAGGGACAAAAUUACAAAGAUUCUAGAAACAUAUUUUUACGAUUUGCCACACGUUCAGAUAGGAAACAUGCUCAACCUGAAAAAUUAGGAGUAAAAGGCAUAUUAACGUCGUCAAGAAAGCGUAUUUUAAAACAAAUAAAAGAGCCAUCGCCACCUCCCAUAAAAACCGAGCCAGGUACAAAUGGAAUAGCAGCGAAAAAUCCAUGGGGUUCUCUUUCUAAGAACUGGGGUGUGACUGAUUUCGUUGAACACGACUAUUUACCCAAAGCACCUGUAGAGCCACCAGUUUCAAAUGUCAAAGAGAGAUUGGGUUUUAGACCUCCUCGAGAAACAAGAGAAGUAAGAGAACCAAGGGAAGUUAGAGACGAGAUAGUAGUACAAGAGAAACCAAAUGUCAUUGAAGUUUCUGAUGAAAGCGAAACUGAAAGUUCGAGUGAGGAAGAAAAUUGGUGUAAAAGGCGCAAAAUACCAAGAAUGCGUAUGUACGCAGAUGAUGAAGCGGAAAAAAUAGAGAAACGUAAAGGAAAAAUUAGGCAACUGGUUAGUGAGAAUUCACUAAUUCAAGAAAAUGACUUGCGUGGUAGAUUGGUUGCAAGAAGAAGAUUGCCAAAACCUAUUGUCGCUGAAGAAAUUCAAGUAGUACUCACUAAUCCAAAAGCUAUGCGAGCUAGUAAUUUCAGAAAUAUUAAUGUGACUGAGGACGAGGACGAAGAUGAAGAUGAUGAUGUCGAAGUAGUCGUACAACAAGAUAAUGAUGAUGAGGAAGAAGAAGGAGAGAUCGUUGACGACUCUGAAAGUGACGACAAAGUGGAGUAUAUUGAGGAAGAUGAAGAAGACCAUGUGAAAAGAUCGGAAACAGAGUCGGAGUCAGCUACUGGCGAUGAAAGUAGCGACGAAAGUACUUCGGAAAAAGAAGUUCAAGGCCCAAAAGGAAGCGUUAUCAAGGUUGUUCAGCAUAAACCCAAACCUAGAUUACAAUCCACUGUAUCUACUGUAUGGUCGCGAUUGAAUAAUUCCAAAGCCAGCAGAAGUAGAGAUUCAUCCAAGGAAAGAUAUACGAAGACGGCAGAUUUGAGGCAUGCACUGAACAAAAUUGAUUUGAGAUCUCGAAUCGGCAAUCACCAUAUGAGAGGUCGGUCUCCUCUCAGAAUAGAAUUAAGGAAUGAUAAAUAUGCAGGUAGACUAAGUGAUUCCGAAUAUGAUUAAGAAUAAAGAAAUAAAUAUUUGAAUAACAAGAAUUUUUCUAAACUUGUGGUAAUCAUCCGAUGUUAAGACAUUUAAUUAUUGAAAUGUAUAACUGAAGGCGUUUACUGCCAUUUAGUAGCCAUUUAUAUAAGGAAUUUGAACAAUUUUUUAUCAAGAUUCUAUCCGAAACAUGGUUGAAGUGAAACUGAUCACAAUUUUUUAUUAUUAUUUUUUAAUACUUUAUUACGUCAUUUUGAGCGCCAGAUACAAUAACAAUGAAAAACUGAUCAUAUAACAUGUUUAAAACACACGCAUACAAGUCAAUUAAAUACAUAAAUUUGUUUUAGAUUAACGCGCAUAAUUAUGUUAAUUACAGCUACUCUUAUUUUGAAUUAAAAUCAUAAAAAAAGAGUAUACCUUUUUAUCAUCUAUUAAACUUUACAUCUCAUAAUUCUUUCAACAAUUUUUGAAGCAUCCAGUGUUUGAUACCAGAUUUAUUUGAAUGAUACUCAGCAAACAAGAAUAAUUGUUACAAUUAUCACGUUUUCGGAAAGACACUACUUAAGAUGUAGUAAAAGCAUAGUGUAUGUACAUAUAUACAUAUAUAUUUAUGUAAAAAAUAAAUAGGUAUUGCGUCUUGUAAAUUUGAAUGGUUAUAGACUUACGUUUGUAUUUCUUUUUCUCUACCUGUAUCUCCUGCUACAGUUCGUAAGUAAAUUCAACAACAAAAUAAACAUUUUUAUAACAUUUGAGGAUUUUAGCACGUUAAUUUUAAUUUUAAGAGAGAUGUUUUCUAUGACCUAAACUUGUAAGGUCGAAAAGUUUACCAUCUAUACAACAGAGAAUGUGUACAAAUUUUUUUUUAAUCUGGCAGCUGUAUUUAUAAUAUCGGUUCCACAUUUAACUUUUUUUGUUAAAAAUUUUGUAAAUUUUUCCAGACAUUUUUUUAUUUAAGAACUCCUUUUCUAUUCCUUUGAAUAACAUUUCUCAGCUAUUUAUUCUGAAAUUCAACUAUUUCCAUAAAUGCCUGAAACUGUAACUCUUCAGCGUCAAAUUGAAAAAACCAUUAAAAUUGUUACGUGAACAGUACUGUUACUGAAUAGAGGCAUACUAUCAAUUAAAAUGGAGAAUAUGUGAUUAAAAAAAAACCUAGUACAUAUUGGCAUUUGUCAUUGUAAACAUCAACAGCGAUGUUAAUUGGCAUGAUGAUUCAUAUAACAUUUUAUGUUAAAUAUACAUCUAAACUUUCUCACUUUUCCAGAAAUAUCAAUAACGUAUGUAUGUAUUUGACGAUAUAUAGAAAGAAGCCGAAUUCCUAAUCGACAGACAUUUUAAAAGUGGACGUGACAAUGUCCGUAAUAAUGUAACUUCUCAAAGCUACAUAACAUGCAUAUAGUUGCACAAAAAACAAAUUGAUCAACGCCUUAUUCAACCUGUCGUACAAUCUGAACUUGAGUGCUACCACGUUUUGCGAAUUACUAGACAGAAUUUUUUUUUUUUUAAUAAGGCAACACGUUGGUUUAGUCUUGAUAAAACGCGUGUACCUGCCUCUCACAUUGUAAAUUCAAUUAAAAACUACUAAACCAAGCUUUUUGUUUCUUAUUUGCUCUCUAUGAUGUAAGAAUAAACGAAAAUAUGCUGUUGCAUUCAAUUCUCGGAUAAUAUUCAUAUUUUUGUUGUUUUUGAAAAAAGUUGCUUCUUCAAGUCAAUUAUUUUUUUACAAAUUAUAGCACAUAUCUAUUUUGUUCGUCCACUGCUGCUAAGAUAAUUUUUUGACUGCAAACAGUAUCGAAUUUAUGUAAAGUCUUAGACAAAUGUAUAUUCUCUAAUCUCACUGAUCAGCCAUCUUAACUUUUUUUCUAAUUCUCGCUCGCUUUCUUCCUUAAAAAUAUCGUACGUAUUUCUGGAACAAUUAAACGAACGCAACAAAAUUUAAAUCAGUCUUGUCUGUCAAAAAUUAAUACGCUAUUCUUGUUGAUCAUUCUCUUUUACUUUAUUUCAUUAGUUUUAUCUUUAUUUUGAAUUUCUCUGAAACUUCCAAUUCGAGGUGGCUACAAAAUUUUAUACAGCCUUAUUUAAUAUUCACCGUAAAGGCGGCGUGCGCCUAUUAUCCCGAAUCGAUGCAAUAUUUAACAUUGAAAAUCGACAGACGAAAUAGUGGAAAUAUUCAAUAUUCAAGAUUUAAGAAUCAGCAACAAUAGAUACACAUAUGUAACAUUAAGUAUAUUAGGCCUGAUUAUGUUAGUAUUAUACUGAUGUAUACUGCGAAUCACGAUUCGAUUUAUCGUUCGCACUUUGAAUCGUAACUUAAACGAAUCCUCCAGUUUGGCUAGUAUGCAGGAACGAUUGCAACAACAGAUGUUCUCUCUUUUCACUUUAAAUGUGAUGUUGAUCACAUUAUUAUUAUUAUUAUUAUUAUUAUUAUUAUUAUAAAAAACGACAUCCUAUUAAAAAUUUUAUCAACAAAAGCAGUCGUUUCGCUAAUUUUUGAAUGAUUUUCAAAUUUAAAGCACAUACUUAAUUUUGUGAUAAAAUGGUCCAAUUUGCUCAAUGAAUCUCGACAUAUUAUAUUAGUGUCUUAUCAAUGGUAAAAAUUUAUUUAAAUAAAUCGAAGCAGUAAGUGACUAUAGGACGUUUAACGACCUACGCGAUUGCCUCACUGUAAAAUGACCCUAGUAGCGUUCAAGGAUAAACAGUACAUUCAGAUAAAAACUCGAAUUUGACAUGAAAAUUUUAAAAAGUGACAUAGACAAUGCUUCGAUGAGACAAUAAUCACAAAUUCUAUACUAUAUUUAAAUUGAUACUUUUUUCAUCAAGGUGGCAUAUUUCAUCAGUUUUCAAAAUAUCGGAAUUAAGGAAUACUACUUUAUUCGUUCAUCUUGGAAAAGAUUAAAUUCGUUGUGAAAAUUUUAUUAUUGCCAUGAUCAAAAACUUUAGACGCAGUUUAGAAUAGGCGGCAAAUAUAUCAUACAGAA